UAUCAUGACAUCAUGUCUUGCCACCCAGAAAACUUUCAGUGGGAGCACUGGAGUUUUGAAAAUGUUGCUACCAUACUUGCUCGCCGGUUCCCUAAUAGCUUUAUUUGGGUUGUAAAGUGUUCUCGAAUGCACCUGCACAAAUUCAGUUGUUAUGACAACUUUGUGGCAAGCAACAUGUUUGGAGCACCAGAGCACAGCACUGACUUUGGAGCUUUCAAGCAUCUCCAUGCAUUGCUAGUUAAUGCAUUCAGACUCUCUCAGAAUAUUCUGGUGUCCCAGAAAAUUGUGCAUGGUGUCAGCAAGGAUGCAAAAAUAGCUGCUUGUAAAUUACAGCCGCAGUCUGUUCCUACAACGAAUGGCUGCUCAUCCACAGAAGGAGAGAGAGAUUGUGAAUGCUCUAAUAAUUCUGCUAUGAACUUCAUUAUACCAUCUGCUGUAGGUGCAGUGUCGUUUACUUUGAUUGGCUUCAGUAAAGGUUGUGUGGUUUUGAACCAGCUGCUUUAUGAGCUGAAGGAAGCUAAAAAAGACAAGAAUACAAAUGCCUUCUUAAAAAACAUAAAAGCAAUUUACUGGUUGGAUGGUGGUCACUCGGGAGGAAGCAAUACUUGGGUUACUUACCCUGAAGUGCUGAAAGAACUUGCACAGACAGGAAUUGAAGUUCAUGCUCAUGUUACACCGUACCAAGUGUUUGACACAAUGAGGUCAUGGAUUGGGAGAGAGCAUGAGAAAUUUGUGCAGAUACUUGAAGAAUUUGGUGUGGAAAUAAAUGAUCAACUACAUUUUGCUGAUGAUGUUCCCUCCUUAGAUAACCAUUUCAGAGUUCAUGAAGUAUUUUGAGACUGUAUGUACCUGAACAGUAUAUUCAUUGUAAAAGCACUUUUGACACUGUAAAUGUUGUCAUCUUAGAUUUACAACUUUGAGCAGAUGCUUUCUGAAGAGAAUACUAAAUCAGUCCUGACUAAAUGUGUCGCUGAUAGAUACUAUAUAUAAAUUUCAGUAGCUUAAAAAGGAGGAUUGGGACCCCAUACCUAUAACAGAUGUUGUCAUGUGAUUCCU
Molecule: messenger RNA, 1056 nt
Organism: Nipponia nippon (crested ibis)
Lineage: Eukaryota; Metazoa; Chordata; Aves; Pelecaniformes; Threskiornithidae
Source: RefSeq, a predicted model, not a curated record